AGUGGUCACGAGUGAGGUUUGGUUGGUCUAGUCGUCACGGGUCUAGUACGGCCCAAAAGUCUGCGGGAGUCCGGAUCCCCACAGUGGCUCGUUCUUAAGUGAAUCAUCUUCCCACUGUCCUCACUUUGUUUUUCUCAUCAUGUCCGAUAAUCCAUCAUUCGUACUUAAAGGCGUUCUGGAUGUUGAGAUCCAGCAAAAGCCAAUUCCAGAGAUUGACCCCAAUGAAGUCCUUGUGCAAGUGAAGAAGACAGGAAUCUGCGGCUCAGAUGUACACUUCCUUGUCCACGGAAGGAUCGGAGAUUUUGUUGUAGAGAAGCCCAUGGUGCUGGGUCACGAGGCAGCAGGCGUGGUCUCAAAAGUUGGUUCCAGAGUGACCAAUGUCAAAGUGGGUGACAGAGUCGCUAUGGAGCCUGGCGCAACAUGUCGCAAGUGCGAAGCUUGCAAGGAGGGUCGCUAUCAGCUUUGCCCCGAUGUUAUCUUUGCCGCUACCCCUCCUACGGAUGGCACCCUCGCUCGUUACUACCGCCUACCAUCUGAUCUCGCUUACCCGCUUCCACCAAACCUCAGUCUCGAGGAUGGAGCAAUGAUGGAACCUCUUUCCGUGGCAGUCCAUGCUGUCUCGAACCUCGGUGCUUUGCGGUCGAACCAGUCCGUCGCCGUCUUUGGCUGUGGACCUGUUGGACUUCUAUGCAUGGCCGUCGCAAAAGCUCUUGGCGCUUCCCGUGUUAUCGCUGUUGAUAUCGUUCCUAGCCGUCUCGAAUUUGCCAAAGCAUAUGCUGCAACUGACAUUUUCCUACCUCCUCCUAUGGAGAAGGACGAAUCGAGAGUCGAAUUCUCGAUGCGCAAUGCCCAGGCGAUGAAGGAGAAGCUCGGAAUCGCUGAUCGGGGACCUCAGGCAAUUGACCUGGUUUUGGAUGCUUCUGGUGCGGAGGUUUCUAUUCAGACUGGGAUCCGGAUUGUCAAGAGUGGUGGCACCUACGUUCAGGUUGGCAUGGGUAACCCCAAUGUCAACAUUGACAUGUUUGUUGUCAUUUGCAAGGAGCUCGUCAUCAAGGGUUCUUUCCGAUAUGGUGUAAGCUCUUUUUUCACUCUCGGAAGCAUUGCUUGACCCUUGUUGAAUGAAGCCCGGUGACUACCCUCUCGCCAUCGCCCUCGCUACGUCGGGCAAGGUCGACGUCAAGCCCCUUGUGUCGCACCGGUAUGCUAGCUGUCGGAACAACUAUCCAAUGUUUGUCGUGCUAAGUGCUCUCAUAGCUUCCCGUUCACGCAGGCGCGUGAGGCAUUUGAAACUACUCGCAAUGGCAAGAGCCCCGAUGGCAAGGGGGUCAUCAAGGCCAUCAUAUCCGGACCUGAUGUCGACAUCAACGAGGCUUGAAAAACCACAUGAAGUAUCAUGCAUUUGCAGGGAAAACAUAGCACGAACGUCAUUCAUGAUCAUGUAUUUCGAUUAUCAUUCUGUCAUUUGUAUAUUGUAUGCGAAUUGUUGCUGUUCAAGGAGAUGUGAUGGCAUCUGAGAUAUGAUCAGCCUAGUAAAGAGAUGAAGAAAGAACGUA
This is a messenger RNA of Suillus plorans, 1553 nucleotides long. RefSeq names its product chaperonin 10-like protein. The coding region runs from base 140 to 1108 and encodes 322 amino acids. Lineage: Eukaryota; Fungi; Basidiomycota; Agaricomycetes; Boletales; Suillaceae. Gene Ontology annotation, biological process: D-sorbitol catabolic process. The record is from RefSeq and is a predicted model, not a curated record. The transcript has 9 exons. Gene Ontology annotation, molecular function: zinc ion binding; L-iditol 2-dehydrogenase (NAD+) activity.